Messenger RNA from Exophiala dermatitidis NIH/UT8656, 585 nucleotides. RefSeq lists its product as uncharacterized. The record is from RefSeq and is a predicted model, not a curated record. NCBI's taxonomy places the organism in Eukaryota, Fungi, Ascomycota, Eurotiomycetes, Chaetothyriales, Herpotrichiellaceae. The transcript has a single exon. Bases 1 to 585 code for a protein of 194 amino acids.
AUGACGAGCUCUGCCGCUGCCUGGAGUUUGAACGGGACUCACGAAGGGUUGAGACAGACGAUGACCAUGACCAUGAUUGUGGCCGAGGCCGACGCCGACGCCGUGACGGCCGGGACUGAGAUUCAGAAAGGCAAGAUUUGGUGGUGGAUAUGGCUGGGGGUGAGGUGGAAAGUACCCAUGCAAGUUUGUAUUGGGGCUGCCGACGAUGAAUCCGUGUCCUGCGCCUAUGCCUGCACCUGCACCUGCGCCGAUCAAGUUGCCGAAUCCGAAUCCGGGGAUUGGAGCAGUAAAAGCGCCCUGUUGGGGAACAAAUCCAUAGCCAGGAAUGGGAACAGGAACAGGAACAGGAACGUGGGCUUGAGGAGAUGGAACGUUGUAUGCAGGCAACGACGGCAGUGGCAUAGGUCUGUAGGCAUAUGGCGAUCCCAUGUUUGUCAUGCGUGCUGGAGUGGCAUAUCCGACGACGGCAGGGCUAUGAUGAAGGGUUGGUCCACUGACACCUUGUGCUGGACGAGGCGGUGUCGCUGCGCAGCUUGGACUUCCUUGUUCUGCAGCAGCAUUGUUGGCAGCGUCGACCAGUUCUAG